Molecule: messenger RNA, 2656 nt
Organism: Aspergillus heteromorphus CBS 117.55
Lineage: Eukaryota; Fungi; Ascomycota; Eurotiomycetes; Eurotiales; Aspergillaceae
Product: putative NADH-ubiquinone oxidoreductase, subunit G
Exons: 7
Coding region: 157-2370 (737 amino acids)
Biological process (GO): ATP synthesis coupled electron transport
Cellular component (GO): membrane
Molecular function (GO): NADH dehydrogenase (ubiquinone) activity; iron-sulfur cluster binding
Source: RefSeq, a predicted model, not a curated record
CCCGCCGUGUCUGGCAGAAUCCGAACCAAGCCAAAAGUGCUCUCUCAUCGAGAAUCACCCAGCUUUAUAGGCCCCCCUUCCACCACCCUAUAUUGGCUCUCUCGUGCUUCUUCCUCCCCACCACUUUACCCACUCACAUUUGCUUUUCUUCACAGCAUGCGGCCGCAGUUGCAUCGUGCGGCCGCCCGGCUCGUCCGGGUCUCCAAGGUCAACUAUCCUAGGACUUUCGCGACGACUAUCCCUCGCUCAGCUGAGGUUGAACUCACAAUUGAUGGGAAAAAGGUCUCUGUAGAAGCUGGCUCGGCUCUUAUCCAGGCCUGUGAAAAGGCCGGCGUGACAAUUCCAAGAUACUGUUAUCAUGAAAAGCUCUUGAUUGCAGGCAACUGCCGCAUGUGUCUUGUGGAGGUCGAACGUGCCCCUAAACCAGUGGCAUCAUGUGCCUGGCCUGUACAACCCGGCAUGAACGUCAAAACAAAUUCACCACUCGUACACAAAGCUAGGGAGGGGGUCAUGGAGUUUCUGCUUGCCAAUCACCCCCUUGAUUGUCCGGUUUGUGAUCAAGGAGGCGAGUGCGAUCUUCAGGACCAAUCAAUGCGGUACGGUGCCGACCGCGGGCGUUUCCAUGAGGUUGGUGGGAAGCGUGCCGUUGAGGACAAGAAUAUCGGACCACUGGUCAAAACAUCUAUGAAUCGAUGCAUCCACUGUACUCGGUGCGUCCGAUUCAUGAACGAUGUUGCGGGUGCUCCUGAACUGGGAACCACUGGCAGAGGAAACGACAUGCAAAUCGGUACUUACUUGGAGAAAAACCUCGACUCCGAACUUUCCGGUAAUAUAAUUGAUCUUUGUCCUGUCGGCGCCCUUACUUCAAAGCCUUAUGCUUUCCGCGCCCGCCCUUGGGAGUUGAAGCAUACCGAAUCCAUUGAUGUGCACGACGCCUUGGGCUCGAACAUCAGGAUAGACACCAGAGGAAUGGAAGUUAUGCGUGUGGUUCCGAGGCUUAAUGAUGACAUCAACGAGGAAUGGAUUAACGAUAAAUCUCGGUUUUCAUGUGAUGGUCUGAAGACCCAGCGACUCACAACACCAUUGAUACGUCGGGAAGGGAAAUUCGUUCCUGCUACAUGGGAACAAGCUUUGACUGAAAUAUCUUCGGCUCACCAGAAAUUGCAACCGAAGGAGAACGAAUUCAAGGCCAUUGCGGGACAUCUUGUGGAUGCUGAGUCACUUGUGGCUAUGAAGGACCUAGCUAAUAAGCUUGGAUCUGACAAUCUAGCUCUCGAUCAGCCAGGCGGCAGCUCGCCCAUUGCCCAUGGCGUUGAUGUUCGUUCUAAUUACCUUUUCAACUCUAAGGUAUACGGAAUCGAAGAGGCAGACGUGAUUCUUCUUGUUGCUACCAAUCCUCGCCAUGAAGCCUCGGUCCUCAACGCGCGGAUCCGCAAGCAAUAUCUGCGCUCUGAUCUCGAGAUCGGGCUUGUUGGCGCAGAAUUUGACGGCACUUUUGAUUUUGAACAUCUUGGAUCUGACAUUUCCGCUCUAAAGGCUACUCUUUCAGGUCAAUUCGGCGAGAAGCUUGCUAAAGCUAAGCGACCAAUGAUAAUUGUUGGCAGUGCCGCAGCUGAGCAUCAAGAUGCGAAAGUCGUCUUCGAAACUAUCGGUAACUUCGUCGAAAAACAUGCAACCAAUUUCAACACCCCUGAGUGGCAAGGGUAUAACGUUCUUCAGCGCGCGGCAUCCCGUGCGGCAGCCUACGAGAUUGGCUUCACAACGCCUUCCCCCGAAGUUUCUCAGGCCAAACCUAAGAUGAUCUGGCUGCUCGGUGCUGAUGAGAUCACUGCGGAUGAAAUUCCAAGUGAUGCAUUUGUUAUCUAUCAAGGUCAUCAUGGUGAUAGAGGAGCUCAGCUUGCUGAUGUUGUUCUGCCGGGCGCAGCCUACACCGAGAAAUCUGCCACAUACAUCAACACAGAAGGCCGUGUUCAAGUUACUCGAGCAGCCACUUCGUUGCCCGGUGCAGCACGUGAUGAUUGGAAAAUCAUACGCGCUACCAGUGAAUUUCUCAACACGCCUCUUGCCUACGAUGACAUUGAGGCACUCCGCGACCGUAUGGAAGAGAUUAGUCCCGUGAUGCGCCGAUACGACGUUGUUGAACCCACAUCUUUAAGCUCCCUGAGUAAAGUCCAGUUGGUCGAUCAAAACAAAGGCACUCAGCCAACUGGAACAUCCUUCAAGACGGCCAUUGAAGACUUCUAUUUCACCGACUCAAUUGCCCGAAGCUCGCCUACCAUGGCCCGCUGCUCAGCGGCAAAGGCUACAGGAAACCCCGAAACUAACUUCAUGGCUGCUGGAGAGAUGUCACCCCAGGCUUUAUAUGGCUAAGCUUUAACAUUUAUAGUUGUGCUCUCCGGUUUGUUUUUAUUUGGUGUAGGCGUUGUUGUUGUAACACCUAAACAUCAUCUUUUUGUUCUUUCCCCUCAGUAAUUCUUGUUAUUGAUCUUACCACAUCUUUCUUGAUUAUAUCUCGGGGUAGCUUUUUGAGACAACUCGGGACGUGUCAGCAGAGGUGGUUUUGUACAUAAGAUCAAAAAUCAGCUUCCGGGGCCUGACGAAGUUUUCAACCCCGAUAUGUAUUUUGUUCAGAAUGGAAUCAGUUAGUCCCAUUUCU